UUGCCCUGUAUUGUAUGAUACGGUGUGUACCUUGAACCUUUGUUGCGUGGAGACCUUGAAAGCGACCUUGGACGAGGAUGGCAGUCGGCCCGGACUCAAUCGCCAUGUUGCUGCGCGAGAUGAACAGAGAGUUAUCCUUUUACGACGACCUGGUGACCUUUUUGGGUCUCUUCUACGCCAGCAAACUCGCCUUCAACAUCGGCAAGUCGGUCUGCAAGGGUGUCUACUCGCAUUUUGUCACCAGGCUCUACAGCCCCACGGAUUUGGCAGCUAAAUAUGGAAAAUGGGCAGUUAUUACCGGUGGCUCAGACGGAGUCGGCAAAGCCUACGCUCAGGAAUUAGCCAGAAGAAAUGUCAAUAUUGUGCUGAUUGCGAGGAAUCAGGAAAAACUGAGCAAGGUUGCGUCAGAAAUCGAGGAGGAAUUCGGCAUCGAGACUAAAAUAAUUGUUGCUGAUUUUGGGAAAGGCCGGCAAGUUUACAGCCACAUUGCUCAGGAACUUCAAGGAAUCGAUGUCGGAAUUCUAGUGAACAAUGUUGGAGUAAUCCUGCCUUAUCCGAUGAGCGUGGAAGAAAUGACCGACGACCAAAUGUGGGACCACAUCAACGUCAAUUGCGCCGCCGUCACCGUGAUGACGAGGAUGCUGCUGAAGGGCAUGAAGGAGAAGAAGAAAGGCGCCAUCGUCAACCUGUCGUCGAUUUCCGGCUUGGGACCAACGCCCUACCUGAGCAUCUACGGCGCCACCAAAGCCUACGUGGACAGCUUCAGCGACGCCCUGUGCAACGAGUGCAAGGGCACCGGCGUCACCGUGCAGACCCUGACCCCCGGAUAUAUCAACACCCAGAUGGUCAAGUACAGCCCCAACCUGAAGGCCGGCGGCCUCAUGGUCCCGUCUGCCCAGGUCUUUGCCGCCAACGCCAUCUCCACCCUCGGGGUGAACGACAAAACCACUGGCUACUGGUGCCACGGCAUUGAGUACUGGUUCUUCGAGAGUCUGCCUAUCUACAUUUGGAAGAACGCCUGUUCCUUCCUGAACCAAAGAUUCCGCCGGCAGUACGACGCCUUGCAGCAGACUUCCAACAAAAAGAAAUAGCAAAUAACUUUCUAGUCCCAAUAUCUUGCCUAGCACUUUUUGAGCUGAAAUGUUACCUGCGCUGCAUUUAAAUUAGGAUUUCUUAAAAAGACUUAAUUAUGCUCUACUAUCAGUUUCUUUAAGGAAUUGAGUUUUUAUAUUAUUAUACUUUUAUUUGUGCUGUAUGACAAGUUGCUCGCGAUGUAGCGUUGAACCCCCACCUCUACUGUGCUGCUCACUAUGAUGUAUUACGUUUGUAUCUCGUGAAAUUAUUUUAAUUGGUAUGUAAACCGUGAACCAUGCAAAAAAUGACAAAUAUUUUGGAAUGUUUAGAGAAGAAAUAAAAGAUUAAAACAGA
Messenger RNA from Cloeon dipterum, 1428 nucleotides. RefSeq names its product inactive hydroxysteroid dehydrogenase-like protein 1. Gene Ontology annotation, cellular component: mitochondrion. NCBI's taxonomy places the organism in Eukaryota, Metazoa, Arthropoda, Insecta, Ephemeroptera, Baetidae. The record is from RefSeq and is a predicted model, not a curated record. Gene Ontology annotation, molecular function: oxidoreductase activity. The transcript is spliced from 5 exons. Bases 78 to 1091 code for a protein of 337 amino acids.